This is a messenger RNA of Trifolium pratense (red clover), 1062 nucleotides long. RefSeq lists its product as uncharacterized. NCBI's taxonomy places the organism in Eukaryota, Viridiplantae, Streptophyta, Magnoliopsida, Fabales, Fabaceae. The transcript is spliced from 2 exons. The record is from RefSeq and is a predicted model, not a curated record. The coding region runs from base 1 to 1062 and encodes 353 amino acids. Gene Ontology annotation, molecular function: zinc ion binding; nucleic acid binding.
AUGAAUGUAAUCUUCAGCUAUCAAGAUGUUGAAGAUCUCAUCACCACUGGUUAUGAACCUCUUGCAGAAAAUGCAACAGCAGCGCAACAAACAACUUUCAGAGAAGUGAAGAACAAGGACAAUAAAGCAUUGUUCUUGAUCCAUCAAUGUGUGGACUCAUCGAAUUUUGAGAAGAUUGUUGGAGCAAAAACUGCAAAGGCAGCUUGGGAUAUUCUCAGUAAUGCUCAUGGUGGAGGAGAUAAAGUCAAGAAGAGGUUGAAAGAAAGGAAAGAGAAGAAAGACAACAAAGUCAAUCAAGAACAGGCCUUGUAUGCAAAGAAUGGAGGUCAAUGGAAUAAGAAUGGAAAGGGAAAGAAUAAAUGGAAUAAGAAUAAGGGAAAGGCUGAGUUCAUUAAUGAUCACAAUGGUGACCAAGAUCAAUCUGAAUCUUCAAAGAAAGACAGUUUCUUCAAGGGCAAGAAUGGUGGAAAGAAGAGUGACAAGAGCAAGAUUCAAUGCUACAGUUGUGAAAAGUGGGGUCACUGUGCUUCUGAGUGCAGAAGCAAGGGAAAUAAGAAGCAAGAUAAUGAGGCACAUCAUGCAAGACAUGAUGAGUCAGAUUUUGAUGGUUUCCUUCUUAUGGUGACUACAAACUCUAAAAGUGAUAACUCCAAGCUAUGGUAUCUUGACACCGGAUGUUCAAACCAUAUGACAGGGCAUAGAGAUUGGUUAUUGGAAUUUGAUGAUAAUUUCAAAAGCAAAGUGAAGUUUGCAGAUGACAGCGCUAUCUCAGUAGAAGGCAAAGGCAAAGUGAUGGUUCAAAGGAAGAAUGGUAAUCAUACUUUUGUCACUGAUGUGUUGUUUGUACCAACUAUGAAGCAUAACAUGUUAAGUCUUGGACAAUUGCUUGAGAAAGGGUUCAAUUACUCCACAAAAGAUCACUGCAUUGAAGUUUUUGACCCUCAGAACAAGUUGAUUAUAAAAGCUCCACUGUCAAAGAAUAGAACAUUCAAAGUGAAUUUUCAAGCAUCUGAAGUUCAAUGUUUUUCAAGUUUGAUCACUAAAGAUGAGAAAUGGUUAUAG